CAGUCGGCCAACCGUGGCGUUUAAAUUGCAACGUUUACGUCGUCUUUCCUAAUAUUGUGUAAUAAUGGGCAAUCUAGAAUCACUCAAUAUCUCUAUCCUUUUUUAGAAUAAUCUAAGUGAAUAAAUAGACAAAUAUUUGUAUUCUUUUAUCAAUUGACUUGUAAUCAACCAGUUCACACGCAUCGAAAAGUACAGGUUGCGGGUACCUGGUACCUACCUAUAAAUUAAAAUAAUGUUAGUGGAUCCCGGUUGCCUGCCAUAAUUUCGCACACCUUACCAAAGUAUGCUGAGAGCCAAGAUACCAAAGUGCCCGUGAUAUUGAGAGCAACGAUGGAAAGUACAGUUCAAAGCAUAAAAAAGAAAAAUCCCAGGGAGGAAGCUAAUUGUAUAUCGGCCUUAUUUUUCUUUUACAUGAUCCCUACCUUCAUACAAAAUUACAGAAAAGGCGUAAAUCGAGAUGAUGUAUACGAACCACUGAAAGCGCAUGCAUCGGCGACUUUGGGCGAUAAAUUAGAAGCACUAUGGAAUGAUGCCACACGUAAAUAUGAAAAGUUUGGUUUGCAUGUGGCUCUCUUCAAAUUAUUUGGAUUCGAGUUAAUCUUAAUUGCUGUUGUGAAGUUGAUAUCGGAAGUCAUUACAUUGAUUGUUAUGCCAAUGUGCGUGGAUAACUUGGUAUCUUACUAUGAACACCGAUCUGAAGCUAAUGUGGAAGAUACUUACAUUUACGGCUCUGUACUAAUAGGUAUCCUCUUCCUAGACGGAAUUGUAGAUCACCACGCUAUGCUAGCAAUUAUGCAUGUCUGUAUGAAGAUGAGAGUUUCGUGCUGUUCGUUAAUCUACAGAAAAUCCCUUAGAUUAAGCAGAACCUCUUUGGCUCAAACAACAGUCGGUCAGGUUAUAAACUUACUAUCUACCGAUGUGAGCAAGUUCGAUCAGACAUUCGUCUUGUAUCAUUACGCUUUCUUAGGGCCUUUGGAAACCAUGAUUGGCACGUACCUACUUUACCGAACUUUAGGUGUAGCCGCAUUCGCUGGGAUAGCGUUCUUGUUGUUGUUUAUACCAUUACAACUUUAUUUGUGCAAAAAAAUUGCGGUGCUAAGAUUGCGGACUGCUUUCCGUACAGAUGAAAGAGUACGACUUAUGAACGAAAUUUUGAACGGAAUUCAAGUAAUUAAAAUGUAUACCUGGGAGAAACCGUUUGCUAAGUUGAUCGAUUUGGCUCGACGGCACGAGAUUGCGUCCAUUCGAUCACACUUCUUCCUAGAGUCUAUCAUGUUUUCACUAGAAAUGUUUAUCACAAGAACGUGCCUGUUUAUUAGUCUGGUAGUAUUUAUUGCAUUGGGUGCAACCAUGACGGCUGAUAUAGCGUACGCUGCUACCUCGAUAUACUCUCUUCUGCGACCGGUUAUGACAAUGCUAUUCUCAAUCAGCAUAGCAUCGUAUGCCGAAGUUCACAUAUCCAUAAAACGAGUACACUCAUUUUUAUCCUAUGAGGAACAACCUGUGGAUAGCCCUGAAAGUACAUCACCGCUAAUCCGAUUAAUCCCAAACAUUUGUAUUAAAGAUGUUUGUGCGAAGUGGAUUAACACUUCAUCUGAUAAUAUCUUAACAAACAUCAAUCUCGAUCUGCACGGAAACAAUUUAACUGCGAUAAUUGGAUCAGUCGGAAGUGGAAAAAGCACCCUACUGCAUCUCCUCUUGGGCGAACUUUACACGGCGAGUGGCGAUGUGCGAAUACGAGGAACUGUUUCGUACGCCCCCCAAGAAGCUUGGCUAUUUUCAGCUAGUGUUAAACAAAAUAUACUGUUUUGUCACGAUUACAAUGAAGAAAGAUACAAAAAGGUGCUUAAAGUGUGCGCGCUAGAAAGAGAUUUGGCACUGUUUCCGUUCGGCGACCGUACAAUUAUUGGAGAAAAAGGAAAGAGCCUUAGCGGUGGGCAAAAGGCACGAAUCAAUUUGGCACGCUGUAUUUACAAAGAUGCAGACAUUUACCUUUUGGACGAUCCCCUGUCGGCGGUCGAUUCAAAAGUUGGCAAGCAUAUCUUCGAAAAUUGUAUUAAAGAUUUUCUUAAAGAUAAAAUGCGCAUAUUAGUUACUCAUCAGCUUCAGUUUCUGAAUUGGGUCGAUAAUAUAGUCGUAUUAGAGGACGGAAAGAUAGUUGCGGAAGCGACAUUUGAGGAGCUCCAAACGAGCGGUUUAAAUUUUGCAAAAAUUUUGGAUCAACAGGACAUUGGCGAAGAUCCAGUGCAAGGGGAAAAAAAGCAAAGGUCUCGUCAAAAUUCGGAAUCCUCUCAAAACUAUGAGCAAUUUAAGGACGAUGACGAAGAUACACUUGACCAAGAGGAGCAUUUGACGACCGGUCAUAUUAAAUCUGAGGUAUAUGCGAGUUAUUUCAAAGCGGGUGGUAAUUAUCUUGUCAUAAUUUUUGUCGCCUUCACCUUUAUUGCUAACCAAGUGGUUACCAAUGGUGGCGAUUACUUCGUUUCGUACUGGGUCAACCUAGAGCAAAAGGCGUUAGAAACGAACGGCACAGUAGAUAAGGACGACAUCAUAUACAUCUAUAGUGGAUUAACAGGGGGAACAAUGAUACUCGCUAUCGGCCACAAUUUGCUAUUUUUCGUGUACGCCAUGCGUGCUUCCAUAUUUAUACAUAACGAAAUCUUUCAGAAGGUCUCGCAUGCUUCUAUGAGUUUUUAUAAUUCCAAUCCCGUUGGAAGAAUUUUAAACAGAUUUUCAAAAGAUAUUGGUAUAAUUGACGACUACAUACCAUUUAUUUUGAAUGAUAUGACCGAGAUCCUGCUAAUGUUACUUGGUGCUGUGGUACUUUCGGCUACUGUAAAUCCGUGGUUCCUACUGCCUUCAUUUGGAUUAGUUCUAUUAUUCUAUUUUCUUAGAAUUGUAUUCUUGGCAACUAGCCGAAGUGUAAAGCGACUCGAAGGGAUAAAUCGAAGUCCAAUUCUCACUCAUUUAACUGCGACAAUUUACGGACUGUCCACAAUUAGAGCUUUUUCGGCGCAGAAAUUAUUAAUUCAGGAGUAUGACACGCUACAAGAUAAACAUAGUUCUUCAUGGUACUUAUUUAUAUCAGCCAGUAGAGCUUUUGGAUUUUGGCUUGAGAUGAUCUGCAAUAUUUUCGUAUCUGGAAUAAUUAUCAGUUUAAUACUCAUUCCAAAGGGGUAUUAUGGCGGAGAUAUUGGUCUGGUACUGACGCAGUACUUGGGACUAAUGGGCGCUUUGCAAUAUGGCAUGCGACAGUGGAGUGAAUUGGAAAAUAAUAUGACGUCGGUGGAACGAAUUUUGGAAUUUAGGGGUGCACAAUUAGAGCCGAUCCGCGAUUCGAAAGCUGUACCGAAGCUGUGGCCAGAAUUUGGUAAAAUAGUAUUUGAACAUGUUUCCAUGAGUUAUGCACCAGAUUUACCUAUACUGAGCAAUCUAAAUUUUACUAUCCAACCUGGAGAAAAGGUUGGAAUAGUUGGUAGAACCGGGGCGGGAAAGACGUCAACUGUUGCCGCUUUAUUUCAGCUCUAUAAUACAGAAGGAUCGAUUAUAAUUGAUGAAGUAGACAUCACUAGAAUAAACUUAGAACUUUUGCGAUCAAAGAUCUCAAUUAUUCCUCAAGACCCAGUUUUGUUUAAAGGUACAAUGAGGAAAAACUUAGAUCCAUUCGAAGAGUAUAGUGAUGACGUCAUCUGGAAUGCAUUAGAGCAAGUGGAAUUAAAAUCUACAGUCGACGAUGCCACAGCUGGUUUAAAUAUGAGCGUGUGGGAGAAUGGCUCCAAUUUCAGCAUUGGACAAAGACAGCUGAUCUGUUUGGCGCGAGCAAUAAUUCGUAAUAAUAAAAUUCUCGUCAUGGAUGAAGCAACCGCCAAUGUUGAUCCAUAUACUGACGGCUUAAUUCAGAAAACUAUCAGGGAUAACUUCGCUCAUUGCACUGUUAUCACAAUUGCACAUCGUCUGCAUACCAUUAUGGAUUCUGAUAGAGUCCUAGUAAUGGAUGCGGGCUGUGUGAUUGAGUUUGACCACCCUUAUAACUUAUUACAUCAUAAAAACAGUAUUUUUGCUUCGAUGGUAGAAACGACAGGGAAAAACAUCUCUGGAAAACUUCAUUGUAUUGCAGAAGAGAGCUUUCUGAAGCUUAAAAAUGCUUGAUCUGUGUGAUAUUCUCAAACUGGAUCAGAGAAGUGUUCCCUCUUUCGGAAGUAUAUGACCUCGUUAUUACAAGAAAAGAAAAGCUGCAAGUGCUCAUUGAUUAUGGCCUCAUUGUAUGAUUUUUUAUAUUCUGCAGUAUUUUUUUAAAAUAAACGUUUCACAAUUG
Messenger RNA from Photinus pyralis (common eastern firefly), 4315 nucleotides. Its product is annotated as probable multidrug resistance-associated protein lethal(2)03659. Gene Ontology annotation, biological process: transmembrane transport. Gene Ontology annotation, cellular component: membrane. Gene Ontology annotation, molecular function: ATP hydrolysis activity; ATP binding; ABC-type transporter activity. Bases 331 to 4149 code for a protein of 1272 amino acids. The transcript has 10 exons. The record is from RefSeq and is a predicted model, not a curated record. Lineage: Eukaryota; Metazoa; Arthropoda; Insecta; Coleoptera; Lampyridae.